Ruditapes philippinarum (Manila clam) is the source of this 2355-nucleotide messenger RNA. RefSeq lists its product as uncharacterized. Gene Ontology annotation, cellular component: chromatin; nucleoplasm. The transcript has 2 exons. The record is from RefSeq and is a predicted model, not a curated record. Gene Ontology annotation, molecular function: ubiquitin-protein transferase activity; zinc ion binding. The coding region runs from base 406 to 2337 and encodes 643 amino acids. NCBI's taxonomy places the organism in Eukaryota, Metazoa, Mollusca, Bivalvia, Venerida, Veneridae. Gene Ontology annotation, biological process: positive regulation of DNA-templated transcription.
GUCACUAUUUGUUAAGUAUUUUUUCCUGCGUAUAUCGUGAUAUCAGAUAACGUCUGCUUACUAAGCAGAAAUGAAUUAUAUAAUAAUGGGCUUUAUAAAUUCAUUUGUUGUGCGAUAUUGAUACAUGAUCAAGGCCUAAUACCCUUAAAGGUAGACCGAUCAAUAUUAGGCAUUUCUUUUUGCUAUGUUAAUUGAGUUUGCUGAUAACAUAUUGUGCGUCAUUCUACACUGAUUUAUUACUCUAACGAUAGUAAUUUGGUUUUAAAAAGUUAAGAAAACCUAGAAAAUAUUGAAAUUAAACGGAAGUUAGGAAAUGGUAAAUGGCUAAAAUGGAAAUUCUUCAGAUUUGAUUUUAUGCACAGUACUGUUGUCAGACGAUAUUAUAAACAGACAUUUACCUGAACCAUGGCAACCAAAGAAGUUCGUUUUUGUUCACCUUGUCAAACCCGCGGUAUAUCAGCAACAGGUGUGAGGUACUGUGUAAUAUGCCAGGAACUAUUAUGCAAAGACUGCGUGGAAUGCCACAAAGCCUUUAAUGCUACAAAGGACCAUCAUAUGGCCCAAGCUUUCACAGAUGUUUUCCACGGGGAGGAAAAUAUUCAAUUAUGCACACAACAUCCAACAAAAAUAACGGAGUUCUACUGUGACAAUCAUAAAACAUUCUUGUGCAGUCAUUGUUUACUUUUAACAGAGAGUCAUAAGUAUUGUUCAAAAGUACUUGAAAUAGAAAGUGCUGGAAAGCAUUUUUGCAAGAGAAAAAUAACUGAAGAUAUUGAAAAAUCUAGCAUUCAACUCGUUGAAUCCGCUCAAAGUGCUGUAAAUGAAAUCAAACAGGGGAAUAAAUGUACAAGCGAAAGCCUAAACGGUUUGAGAUGCGAAAUUGAAAUAAUUCGAUCCAAGAUGCUGAAAGCCUUUGAUCGUCAAACAGAUCACAUAACUGAAGCGAUCUCUAGUGAUAUUUUACAAAACAGACGUGAUUGCGAACGAGUAGUACAGAAUUUAACACAAUUUAGUGAAAGGGUAACACAGAACGUAUCUUUGUUAAAAUCUGCACUUGACGACGGGGAUAAUGCAUCCUACUUCAGACGCGCUGUCCUAACGAAUAAAUAUUUUGAGCAUUUUAAGCGAGAAAUGGAAUGGACAAAGGGACAUUGUUCUACACUUAAAGUUUCUUUUGAGAAGUCUGAUGUUGUAAAAAGAUUAAUGGUAGACGAAACCCCUUUGAUCAAAUGCGGUGUAGAAAAAGUUACCUUGGCACUACCAGAUGUCCCAUCUAAUUACUUAAAAAAUGUCUUUGAAACAACAGCUGCUUCAAUACCAACAGAUGUGGUUGUCGGCAAACACGACAACAAGGAAGGUUUGAAAAAUAUCAAAGACCAUGAACCUAGCAAGAGAAUAAAAGAAACAAAAUUAAUUCAUGCUUUGAAGAGUUCCAGCGAUGAUGCAGAUGCUUUACCUCAGGUUACGACUAACACUUCACACAAAGCAAAUUCAUUAAGUCAUUAUGAUGUUGAAUUAUCUUACUCUAAUAGGUUUGACUUGAAACCCCCUGGUGACAGGCAACCAUUUUACACUGGUAUAGUGUGCCUUAAUGAUGAAAGGUUUGUUUUAUCUGAUUCCGAAAUGUGCAGAUUAAUCAUAGUGAAAAACAAUUCAUUUGUCACAGACAAACGUAUCGAAUUCAGACCAGGGAACUUGACAAUGUUCAACAAAUACUUGUUGGUUUGUCUCAUGCAAACCAACAAAUUGCUCAUGAUGAAAAUAAAUGGAAAUGAGUUGAAAGAGCACAGAUAUUUAUCUACACGAUUUCAUCCGAAAUGUGUGCAAGCGAUUGAUGAAAAAAGAUUUCUUGUUUCAUCAAAAAAUGGAAGAGACGGCUGGUGCAUUGAAGUCAAAACAUUAAAUGGACAGAACUGGCGGACCGAGGAAAUAAAUGUUGACAUUCAUGGAUAUUCAGAGGGUUAUAGAAUAGCAGUACAGCAAUUUCCAGCUUUAAAAGAAAGUUUUCGUAUCAUCCAGUGCUCUGAAGAAUCAAAAAGCAUGAAAUGUUUGUCCGAGAAUGGGAAAGAAGAAUGGCUCUGUCGCGAUGUUGAAGAAAUAACAUCUGUAGUAACGGAUCUUCUUGGGUAUGUCUACGUAAUAAGAUUUCCUGGUGAAAUACAAGUUUUCUCUCAGGACGGACAUUUUGUAACAAGUAUCUAUCCACGGGCAAUGCGUCGUGUGAAAUUUGCAGCUUUCAAUAAAGACAUGGAUAAACUAUUUUUAACCACCUAUAAGGAUACAACAAUACAUGUUAUCAAUGUAAGAAGACUCAAUCUGAAAGAAAGUUCAUUAUAAGAACGUAGAUGAAUAUUU